Molecule: messenger RNA, 3217 nt
Organism: Rhineura floridana
Lineage: Eukaryota; Metazoa; Chordata; Lepidosauria; Squamata; Rhineuridae
Product: zinc finger protein 208-like
Exons: 4
Coding region: 258-2756 (832 amino acids)
Biological process (GO): regulation of DNA-templated transcription
Molecular function (GO): RNA polymerase II cis-regulatory region sequence-specific DNA binding; DNA-binding transcription factor activity, RNA polymerase II-specific
Source: RefSeq, a predicted model, not a curated record
CCGGCCGGCUGGCCACAUUACCAAGAGAAUCUGGAGAAGGCCAGGCCGUACGGUCCCCGAGGGCGGGAUAGGGGACAAAGAUCCCGGCAAGGGGGCCUGGAGACAAGAAUGAGGUAUCGAGGCCUCGGGGGUCAAGAAAGGUGGAAGCAGUAUCCUGCCCAGGCUUCCCGGUGGAAGCUGAAAGCAAUGGCCCCUUUCCUCUGGAGGAGGAUCCCAGCACCCCAAGGUUCUCAGUUGUCAAAUCACAUUUCUCCUGGAUGGAGCGAGAGGAGGAGAGGCAGCUGUCAGACUCGGGAGAGAGGCAAGAGCUGAUGGUGAUCAAUGCAGGCUCUGACACACCAAGUGAGGAAGAGGAGGAAAUGGUGGAGGAAGGUGAGGAGCAAGAGACCAGGCCUUGCCCCAAAAGCUGUGAUUGCCCUCAAGUGGCACCGGGGCAGAAGGACGCUGAAGCAUCUGUCAGAGCAGACCCUCGACCGUUCCACUGCUCAGAGUGUGGCAAGGGAUUUGCCCAGAGCUCAAACCUGGUGAAACAUCAGCGGAUCCACACAGGGGAACGCCCAUUCCGCUGCCCUGAAUGCGGCCGUGGCUUCAGCUGGAGCUCCUCGCUGGCGGAGCACCUCAAGGCACAUGGUGGGCGCCGUCCCCACGCAUGCGGAGAAUGUGGAAAACGCUUCGCCCGUGGCUCUACGCUGGCAGAGCAUCAGCGGGUGCACACGGGGGAGAAGCCCUUCCGGUGCCAACAGUGUGGGGCCCGUUUCUCACAGAGUUCCACCCUGGCGCACCACUUGCGUACGCAUUCGGGCGAGCGCCCCCACACUUGCCCCGAUUGCGGGAAGCGAUUCGGGCGCAAGUCUACCCUCGUCACUCACCGGCGGACUCACACUGGUGAGAAGCCCUACCUCUGCAGGGAGUGCGGCCGCUGUUUCGGCGUCAGCUCUGAUCUUGCCAAGCACAUGCGCAACCAUCGCACUAAUGGCAGUAGCUGGAGAAAUACCACAGUAGAGGUGCAUCGCCCAACUCCAGUGCCAUUUGCAGAUCAGGGCACCCAGCAAAAUGAAGAAGCUUCUCCGAAGAGUUCAGAAGUGGCCGGGCAGCAAAAUAAUUGCAUAGAGGGGGACUGGGAGAAAUCGUAUAUGUGCUCUGAGUGUGGGGAUGGCUUCAGCCAGAGUUCAGAGUUGAUGAUGCAUCAGAGGAUCCAUCUGAGUGAGGUUGCUAACUGCUGCCAUCAGUGUGGAGAAGUUUUCCCUGACCAGUCAGAACUAGAUGCUCAUGUGGCAAGUCAUGGUAUGGAGAAGAAGCCCUACAAAUGCUCUGACUGUUAUGCAUGCUUCUCCAAAAGCUCUGCCCUCAAGAUACAUCAGAGAGUACACCUUGGAGAAGUGUCCCACAUUUGCCCCCAAUGUGGAGAGAACUUCCCCAGCAGUUCUGGCUUGGAGCAGCACCAGAGUAUGCACAACAGGGAGGAGAAUCCCUUUAAGUGUCUGGAGUGUGGGGCCUGCUUUGCUGAGACUGCUGCUCUUGCUUCACACCAGAGAAUCCACCUGGAUGUGGAAUCCUAUUCCUGCCCCAAGUGUGAGAAAACAUUUCCUGAUGGUGACGAGCUGGCACUUCACCGAGUGAGUCACACUGGCAAAGGAGGCGAGGAAGAGAAGCCUUAUAAAUGCCCUAUCUGCAGUGCUUGCUUCCCUAACAGCAGUGUUCUCACGACACAUAAGAUGAACCACGGGGUAGAAGAAAGAUCCCACAGCUGUCACCAAUGCUGUGAAACAUUCCCUAGUAACUCACAGCUUGUGAUUCACCAGCUGAGCCACCCAGCAGAGGCCGCCUUGGACAAGCCGUAUUCGUGCACAGUAUGCAGCAAGACAUUUGCGCUCUUUGCCACAUUGGCAGCACACGAGCGUACCCACAUGUCUGACGAUGAUGCCUACCGUUGCCCGACAUGCGGCGAACGUUUUCCAGAUAGCGGCAAGCUUGGGAGGCACCAGCGACGCCACUUGGGGGAGGAGAGGCCUUUUCGGUGUCCGGCUUGUGGCAAGGGCUUUGUGCUGCUUUCCGGGCUGCGGCAGCACCAACGCGACCCUCCGGCCCGGUGUCCUCAGUGUGGCGAGACCUUUGUGUGGCGCUGCCGACUUACCGAACACCGACGCAACUGCCACCCAGCUGAGCGCCCCUAUAAAUGCCCUGAGUGCGGCAAGGGCUUUGCACAGAGUUCGAAGCUCCUGCGGCACCAGGUGACACAUACUGGCGAGAAGCCAUUUAAGUGUCCUGACUGUGGCAAAAUCUUUAGCCAAAGCUCCAAUCUGGCUGAACACCGGCGCACGCAUGCCCCUGGCAAGGCCCACUCUUGUGCCAUCUGUGGCAAGGCUUUUGCCCUGGGUUCCUAUUUAGCCAAGCAUCAGGCCACCCACACAGGUGCCCGUCCUUUCCGGUGCACCGAAUGUGGCAAGGGUUUCCGGCAAAGCUCCAACCUCAUCCAGCACCAGCGUACGCACACAGGCGAGAGACCCUAUGUUUGUGCCUCCUGUGGCAAAUCCUUCACCCAAAACUCACACCUGGUCAAGCACCGGCGGGUUCACACAGCCGAAAGGCCGUACCGCUGCCCUGUCUGUGGCAAGAGUUUUCGGCAGCGUGGCAAUCUUGCUGAACACCAGCACCAGCAUGCUGGCACUCGCCCUUAUGUCUGUAGUGCUUGCGGGAAGUCAUUCCGGUGGAGUUCAGCUUUCUCUAAACACCAGCGUACUCACCUUGCCCCCUGACCUCUGACCCUGUGAGACAGGGAGGAAAGCAGGAAGCUCUUCCCCUAUAUUUGGCCUUCUCCAAGUACCAACAGAUUUUCCUACAGCAAAACAGGAAAUCCUUCUCUGUGGAGUUGUCUGACUUCAGACCAAAUGGGAAACCCUUCCUGUGAAGCUUGGUAUUCUUCAAGUACCAACGGACUUGAAUUGUGCCCUGAUCCUGACAAAAUCAUUACCUCUCAGCCCAAACGUUGCUUCUUCACAGUAACCUUGAAUAUAUCCUUUUGCAUCCUGUCCCCGAGGCCUGGUCUUCACCGAAACAGGAAAUGUAUUUUGAAACUCUAGUGGUGCCGACAGAAUCACUCUUUCCAAACUGUUGACUCUAGGAUUUCAAUUUAACUCCCUUCCUCUAAAUUUGCCCUAUGACCCUGAUGCUUUCUGGAGUUUUCCCAAGAGAGUAAAUCUCAUAGAUUUUUGUCUCA